GCAAAAAGUGAAAAAAAUUCCUAUUAGCCAUGUUGCGUAUCACAGCCGGUAAACUCGCCAAUGCCAUGCGUGGCACCGUUGGAGUGACCUCAUCCCGCGUGGCUGCUGUUCGCUGCCUGCAUGGAGCCGAGGAAUCUGCCGAGGAAUUCGACAAACGUUACGAGAAAUACUUCAGCCGCGAAGGUAUUGACGGUUGGGAGGUCCGCAAGGGAAUGAACGAUCUGUUGGGCAUGGAUUUGGUGCCCAGCCCCAGUAUCAUUGAAGCUGGUCUACGUGCUUCUCGCCGCGUGAACGACAUUGCUUUGGCCAUCAGGUGGCUAGAGGGCUGCAAGGACAAGUGCGGUGACCAGAAAGCCACUCUCUACCCCUACUUGCUGGAGAAGAUCACCCCCACACUUAAUGAAUUGGGUAUUCCAACCAUUGAGGAGCUGGGCUAUGACAAGCCCGAAUUGGCCCUGAAGUCCGUGUACGAUGCCUAAAUGGGGCAGUUUGAGCGAACAAUGUUUUUCUUACCCCCUUUAGUUUAAUGCAACAAGCAACACAUAAUACAAUUACAAAGAAAACAGCAGACAGAUACACGAACUACCAUAAAUGCAAAUCUAAUGUAUGGUGCGGAUGAACAUGUUAUUGGAUUGCAAAUAAAAAGGAGAUUGGAGUAAGGCUACCAAAUA
This is a messenger RNA of Drosophila willistoni, 671 nucleotides long. It is a transcript of the gene COX5A, whose product is annotated as cytochrome c oxidase subunit 5A, mitochondrial. Lineage: Eukaryota; Metazoa; Arthropoda; Insecta; Diptera; Drosophilidae. The record is from RefSeq and is a predicted model, not a curated record. The coding region runs from base 30 to 479 and encodes 149 amino acids. Gene Ontology annotation, cellular component: mitochondrial inner membrane. The transcript has 2 exons. Gene Ontology annotation, biological process: mitochondrial electron transport, cytochrome c to oxygen.